AUGGCGCUACAGAGUGAUGGAGAAGGACAGCUGAACCAACCGUCCAUCGUGUUUGAGGGCAGCUCCCCGGAGGAUGUGUCCCACGCCCGGCGGCUCUGGAGCUCCCUGUCCCUGCUGCCGCUGCCUGAGUCCCGGUUGGUGUCUGCAGACGCCCGCCAAAGCCUGCCCGUGGUCAGUAGGCAUCUGCUCGGUACCUCCUCUGGGCCCCUUACCGGACCCUCCGGAGUGCAGAGGGAGGAGGAAAGGCGGCGGUACGAAGCCAUGGACCACCAGAGGAAGGACAUCCUGCUGAGGGCCCAGAAGGAGACGCUGUCUGCGGCUGAUAAACCUGAAGGAAAGCCGCAGGAACCACCAGAAGACCCGGAGACCAAAGUGGAGAAGGAGCUGAUCAGACAGCUUUAUUAAAAAACUGAAAACAAACAAAGAAAGAAACUCAAUGAAUAAAAACCUAAACUAGUUAAACAGUUAUAAAUAAUUAAUUGAAGCUACGGACAGUACAGCUCCCCCUAGUGGUGGUCAAAAACAUUUAAAGUCGAAGAGAAAUCAUAUUAAAUGUCAAAUCAUUCUGGCUUAAACAUGUAUUUUUAUCAGACC
Cyprinodon tularosa is the source of this 594-nucleotide messenger RNA. RefSeq names its product HOATZ cilia and flagella associated protein (gene hoatz). The transcript has a single exon. The record is from RefSeq and is a predicted model, not a curated record. The coding region runs from base 1 to 405 and encodes 134 amino acids. Lineage: Eukaryota; Metazoa; Chordata; Actinopteri; Cyprinodontiformes; Cyprinodontidae. Gene Ontology annotation, biological process: cilium assembly.